This is a messenger RNA of Jatropha curcas, 1131 nucleotides long. RefSeq names its product hydroxyethylthiazole kinase family protein. The record is from RefSeq and is a predicted model, not a curated record. Gene Ontology annotation, molecular function: hydroxyethylthiazole kinase activity; magnesium ion binding; ATP binding. Lineage: Eukaryota; Viridiplantae; Streptophyta; Magnoliopsida; Malpighiales; Euphorbiaceae. Gene Ontology annotation, biological process: thiamine biosynthetic process.
CUAUCUGUAAAACUCAACCACCAAGGAGGCAAGGCCAGAAAAGGUAUACGCGGGAACUUUACGAGCUAGAGAGAAGGAGAGGGAGCGUCAACGAUGGAACUGGAAGCGAAACGCAACCACGAUCCAGACUUAAACGACUGGGCUUCAAUAGCAUGGACCAUACUCUGCAAUCUCCGUGACCAAUCGCCGCUUGUACAGUGCAUCACCAACUAUGUUUCCAUGGAUUUGAUGGCCAACACUCUUCUGUCCGCCGGUGCAUCGCCGGCUAUGAUCCAUUCCAUUGAAGAAAUCCCUGACUUCACUCCUCACGUUCGCGCUCUCUGCAUCAACGUUGGCACUCUCUCCCCUAACUGGCUACCGGCCAUGAAAGCUGCCGCGGAGUUGAUCACUAAGUCGGGGAAGCCUUGGGUUCUUGACCCUGUUGCUGCCGGAGCUUCCGGUUUCCGGUUGAAGGCUUGUUUGGAGCUUGUGGGUUUGAAGCCUAAUGUUAUUAGAGGAAAUGCGUCAGAGAUUAUUGCUCUAUCUAAGGCUUCUCUUGGCGUCACUAAGGGUGUAGACAGUUCCCACGAGUCAAUUGAUGCGAUAGAUGCGGCAAAGUCUUUGGCUCAAGCAAGUGGUGCCAUAGUUGCAGUUUCAGGUGCUGUUGAUAUAGUCACAGAUGGAAAUAGAGUUGUUGGCGCUCAUAAUGGGGUACCUAUGAUGCAGAAAAUUACAGCAACCGGAUGUGCAGUGACUGCCCUGAUUGCAGCUUUUGUUGCCGUUGAACCAUCAAAUGCUUUGGAAGCAACUGCUUCAGCGUUGUCAAUUUUUGGUAUUGCUGGUGAACUGGGAAUGGACAUAGCCAAAGGUCCAGCUUCUUUGCGGACGCAUUUGAUCGACUCCCUUCAUGGGCUUGAUCAAGCUGCUGUGUUUUCGCGCAUAAAGAUUACCCUCCUGUAAUUUUGACCUGGUAAUGCAAUAGAAGCUAGUGAUAAGAUACUAAAUGUCGUAAAUAUUUUUGGUUGGGGCAUCCUAAUGCUAUGUCAACAAUUAAAUCAUGCAUUUGACCAGUGUAUAGUGAUCAGCAAUUGUCGUGGUAUAUUGCUUAUCUAUCCUAAUAACCAAAUGAUCUAUUUGGUAAAAUUGUGCUCA